CUUCAGGAGUUGCCCUGCUGAUGAACAAAAUGACUGCAGAGUUGAAAGAGGCCAUGGCCCUAGCACCUUGGGGCCCAGUGAAAGUGAAAAAGGAGGAAGAGGAUGAAAAUUUCCUGAGUCAGGCAUCCAGCCAACAAAUGCAUGCUGGGAACAUCAAGGUCUGGGCCUCAGGAGAGGGUCCUCAGCCAGGCCUUGAUUUAUCAGAAGAGGAGAAAAAGGGUCACAACAUGUUCUGGGACAUGGCAAUGGUACUAAAAGCAACACAGGAAGUGCCUGCUGCUACAACCCCUGGCAGCUGCUCCUUCCCGGGGACUCUGGCCAAGAGUGAGACGCUGGAGAAUUAUGGGGACCGGAACUUACGAGGCACUGAAAGCAAGAACCUACAUUUACUUAUUCCCAAAACUGAAAUGUGUGAAGAAGCUGAAAAACACCUCAUAAUAUCAGGAAGAAUCCAAAAAGCUGACCCUCAGGGACCUGAGUUAGGAGAAACCUACGAAAAAGGAGACACGUUAAAAGGCCAGAGAAUAAAGAGGGAAAGAAAAGACUUCAGACAAGUGACAGUGAAGGACUGUCACUUACCUGAAAGCUUCAAAGAAGAAGAAGACCAGAAAUGUAAGAAAUCUAGGGGAAGAUUCAGCCUUGGUUCUGGCUCUGUUAAAAACCCCAAAAUCCCACCUGGGCAAAAGCCUUUUACAUGUAGUGUGUGUGGCAAGGGCUUCAGUCAGAGUGCAAACCUUGUUGUGCAUCAGCGGAUCCACACGGGGGAGAAGCCCUUUGAAUGUCAUGAGUGUGGGAAGGCCUUUAUUCAGAGCGCAAACCUUGUUGUGCAUCAGAGAAUCCACACUGGACAGAAGCCAUAUGUGUGUGCAAAAUGUGGGAAAGCUUUCACCCAGAGUUCUAAUCUGACUGUCCACCAAAAGAUCCACUCCUUAGAAAAAACCUUCAAGUGCAGUGAGUGUGAGAAAGCCUUCAGUUACAGCUCGCAACUCGCCAGGCACCAGAAGGUCCACAUUACUGAAAAAUGUUACGAGUGUAACGAAUGCGGGAAAACAUUCACGCGGAGCUCAAACCUUAUUGUCCACCAGAGAAUCCACACCGGGGAGAAGCCCUUUGCCUGUAAUGACUGUGGCAAAGCCUUCACUCAGAGUGCGAAUCUUAUCGUACAUCAGCGAAGCCAUACUGGUGAGAAGCCAUAUGAGUGCAAAGAGUGUGGCAAAGCCUUUAGUUGCUUUUCACACCUUAUCGUACACCAGAGAAUCCACACCGCAGAGAAACCAUAUGACUGCAGCGAGUGUGGGAAAGCCUUCAGUCAGCUCUCUUGCCUUAUUGUCCACCAGAGAAUCCAUAGUGGAGACCUUCCAUAUGUGUGUAACGAGUGUGGGAAGGCCUUCACGUGUAGCUCGUACCUACUUAUUCACCAGAGAAUCCACAAUGGUGAAAAACCCUACACAUGUCACGAGUGCGGCAAGGCCUUCAGGCAGAGGUCGAGCCUCACUGUGCACCAGAGGACCCACACUGGGGAGAAGCCCUACGAGUGUGAGAAGUGCGGUGCAGCUUUCAUUUCUAACUCGCACCUCAUGCGACACCACAGAACCCAUCUUGUGGAGUGACCACCAAGGAAGAUGAAGACCUCCGGCCAUUGGUCGUCUCCUGCUAACCCCGAGUUAGAUACCAGGUUGCCAUUUUCUUCCAACAUUACAAGAAUGAGGCCUGUGUCCCUCAGAGGUUUAGCACAAACACAAGAUAGUUAUCUCAGAGGUUAAAGAAUGGAAACUGAGUCCCUCGAGGCAAGGCAAGAUCUUUGUUUUGACUUCCCUAAGCAGUUGUAUUUUCUAAUGGAAUGUGGCUUUCUUAGGAAUAGGUCAUACAAAGCUAACUGAUAAAAGAGCCUAUUUGGGGAAAGGUCUUGUUUACUUACUCUUAUUUUUUAAAACUAGUAAUUGCUUGAGGCACAGCCAAAUUGUCAGCCUGGUUGAAUUCUGGAGAUUUAAACCUUUUGAUCUAAUAUUUCAGGUUGAGCGGUGGUUAGUAAAGGAAGCCACUGGGAGUAGCAGUUCAGCAACUCAUCUGUGAACAUUUACAAGCUUUCCAUUUCCUAGGUAAUUUUUAAGAAACCAAUCAGAACAACCAUCUGCUGCUCCUAAAGACAGAAAUGGGAAACAGCCUUUCCCCUUAUUAUCUAUACCUCCUGAACGUUGGGACUGUAACACUCUGGGGACCUCUGGCAAGUCUGACCGUUCCUCAGUCUGCUUGGCCGGGUGCUUGAGGGUUGGUGGAGGCACUGCAUAACAGCUACAUUGAUUUGCUGAGGUUGGCGGCUCCCUCCCAACAGCUCCACUCCCCAGAUACCCAUCGCAUUCCUUGGGUGAGCUGCAGCAGCCCCACAGCAGGAUAGGGGAGUCAAAGAAUAAAGCUUACCUGAGAUGUGUCUGGCUUGUCUCUGCUCUCAUUGUGCCCCAGCCCAGCCAGGAUCUCAGGAUGGGUUUCAUUCUCGGAUGCCGGGUGGUGUUUAGAAGAAAUGGUGGAGCUUUUCUAAUUCUGAGAGGACCGAAAAUGGAAGUAAAAGGAAGGG
Molecule: messenger RNA, 2572 nt
Organism: Fukomys damarensis (Damara mole-rat)
Lineage: Eukaryota; Metazoa; Chordata; Mammalia; Rodentia; Bathyergidae
Gene: Znf35
Product: zinc finger protein 35
Exons: 3
Coding region: 21-1610 (529 amino acids)
Biological process (GO): regulation of transcription by RNA polymerase II
Cellular component (GO): nucleus
Molecular function (GO): DNA-binding transcription activator activity, RNA polymerase II-specific; RNA polymerase II cis-regulatory region sequence-specific DNA binding
Source: RefSeq, a predicted model, not a curated record